CAGUGCUGCAAUCUGCAACGCUAGCAGCUUUUAUUCUUUUUCCUCAUAUUUUCUUUCUCAUUGAGUUUGCAUUUAAGAAGUAAUUGUUCAUCAUUACUAUCAUCUCCAUCUGCUGCCAACUUGGUAACACAUUCAUUCAUUCUUCCAGAUUAGUGGAGGAAGUUGAGUUGGGUUGGCUUUAGGUACAUCAUUUCCAUUCAAAUUCCACCUAACUGCACUUCUCCUAUGUUUUGGGAACAGCCUGGUACUUGUGUUGCUGAUGGCGACGAUCAUUUCUGUCUGAUUGAAUUUUGACCCUGAUUUAGAGAUAAGAACAGGGAUUAUCCAUGACCCAGCUUCCCAUUCUCCAAUACCCAAAUGCUAUUUUUUUAUUAAAAUGGGGAAACCCAAUAGACUAUUGCCUCCAUUACUUUAAGCAAAUAUAGCUAAGCAGGACAAAAUAUAGGUAUCCUUAUUUGCACAUUUUGUCCUUUGAAUGCAUGGUCCUUUAUCUGUGUUAUACAAUGUUUUUUUAAGCAUAUGUUGUUGUGGUACUCUGUGAAAGCAGCACUUAGCCUAGACGAGAGGAGAUUACCAUGUUGGAAAGCAUGCUGAAAGCACAUAAUUCCUUGCCAAUCAUUAUGCAAAUGGGUGCAGAGCGUGGGGUAGUUGUGUGAAGAGUACUGUGUAUAGUUGACUGCCUGUUCCACCCACGUUUAGUAAUCCUCAGUGUCCUUGUGAGAAGCUAUCAUCUUUCAAAUACUGGUUAUCUUUUGGCAAUGUUGCCUAUUGCCUCACAUAAACGGUCUUCAGAGUUCUAGGUUUAUGAUUAGGUUAGUGUUCAGUCUGUCCAAGGACCUGAUUAAUAGCAUGCCUUCUCAGGGCUGCAAAUGAAGUACACCCUAUAAGCACGGUGUAGUCUAUGCACAGUUUAGGGCUCUUUUGAUAUCAUUAGUCUGUAGAUUUGUAUUUGGGUGUAUAGAAAUCUUGAACUUUUGGUCUCACAGAACAUGAUGUCUGCAUUCAGAUAGUUCUUCAGGUAAGUUAUCAGAUGUGUAAGAUUCUUCUAUACCCUUGUGCAACAGACUUCUGUCUUUUAGGACUUUGUCACAGGCAUUAAUGAACUAGGACAUGAGGUUUUACUCUUGGGAUUUGGAGCAUCCGAUGUUGUAGAGAGAACCAACUGAAAAAAAGACAUAAUCUCUGAAUCAUUUUGUGAAAGUUCAAAAAGAUCCUUGCAUAAUCAAGAUGGAAAGCAAGGAUUUCAAGAGCAGCAAAGUUGGGUUUCUUGGCCUGAGAAACCAACUGGGUAGAAGGGAUUCUCAAGAGGUCAUUUUGGAUAAAACACAAGGGGACAAAAGCAGCAGCAGCAACCCCUUAGGAAAUGAUACCUCAUCGUCAACAACAACCCAUCUCAGAAAACCGAGCGUAUUUACUUCUCACAUAUCCUCGUCCUGCGUGGCUUCUGGAUCUAAACCGGUGGAUGGUAGAGAAGUGAACAAGGAGACAAAACAGAACUGUGCUCAAAGUGUUGUUGAUGGUUCUGGAGCUUCAGGGGAUUGCGAUAUUGGUCUGAAGCUGGGAAAAAGGACUUAUUUUGAAGAUACAAAUGGUGGAGGGGCAGCAAAAGCAGUAACUCAAGCGUCGGUAUCCCCUGUUUCCUCUGUUCAGUCUAAGAAGUCUCGGGCCCUUGCUCAAGCUAUUCAGACCCCGCGUUGCCAAGUUGAAGGUUGCGAUAAGGAGCUUACCAACGCAAAAGAAUACCACCGUAGGCAUAAGGUUUGUGAAGAGCACUCCAAGACUGCCAAAGUCAGAGUAUCUGGUAUAGAACAGCGAUUUUGUCAGCAGUGCAGCAGGUUUCAUGAAUUGAUGGAAUUUGAUGAAGGGAAACGGAGCUGUCGGAGACGUCUUGCUGGUCACAAUGAGCGCCGCAGGAAACCUCAGCCUGAUCCAAUGGCAAUGACCCCUGCAAGGCUUCUGCCACCUUUUCAUCAUGAUAACAGGCAUGGUAACUAUUUAGAUAAACCUUUCUUCCUGCAUCCAAGUAUCAGUUCCACUUCAAUUCUGGGAGAUCCUUGUGACUACAAACAUGGCCAUGGACAGAGACCUUGGACACGGUUCAUCAAGACUGAGGAUCAAUCAACUUAUGAUGGGCACUUACAAAUACCGAGCGUUGAUCAGCAGUCAUAUUCGGGCUCCGAGAGGCUACUUCUAUCCUUACAAAACCCAAAGAAUCUGCCCUCUAAUGUUCUCAAUCAAGGAUAUUCACAGUAUAUUCAGAGCUCCGGGAGUCCACUUGGUCACACAUUGACUCUCUCAUCCUCACCAGGAACAGAUCUUAUCUCAGGUUCAGAACUUACGCCCUCCAUUCAUAAUUUAUCAGGAGUCUCAUACUCUGGCCGUGCUCUCUCUCUUCUGUCAUCACCACCAUCAUGGGCGUCAAGACCUUCAGUAUCUGUUUCUCUGAAUAUGGCUACAAGGUCAGGUGUUUCACUGGAUGAUUUUAUACACAACCAAUCUCCCAUGACCCAACCAUCCAUGCAAGGAUUACAGCAUAGCUAUGAUUUUGUUGACGAUAAGCUAUUGAGUAUUAGCCCUCAGUCACCUACAAGCCUUGUUUCAAGUGGAUUUUCUGCAACUGGAGCAACCUCUAUCAAUAAGGAUCGACAUGUUGGAGCAGUUGCUCCUAAUACAGGAGGCAUUGGGAACUUUGGAAGCCAAAUGUCUGGUUUACUACAGGGGUCUGAAAUAAGAGAUUCUCAGUGUUUGAGUCCAAAAGAUGUAAGGUGUACAAUUAACCUUUUGCGAAAGACCUCCAGUGGACAAAUUAACCAAUCUCAGGGUGUUACAAGGAUUGGCCAGCAGGGAAGCGGUCAGGUUUCAGAGUUUGAAUCAAUGAGAGCUUACGAACCAUCUAUGUUCUUCUCACAGCAAAUGAUGUAGUUCCACAAGUAUACUUUGCAAGUAUUAUUAUUCUUUUGGCUUUACCUGCAACCAUCUGACAAAUGACAUAAAUUUGAAAGCAUCUAUACAUUUAAAGAAUAAUUUUUGAUUCUUGUGAUCAAGUAUAUUUUUUUA
Molecule: messenger RNA, 3057 nt
Organism: Cryptomeria japonica (Japanese cedar)
Lineage: Eukaryota; Viridiplantae; Streptophyta; Pinopsida; Cupressales; Cupressaceae
Product: squamosa promoter-binding-like protein 3
Exons: 3
Coding region: 1228-2922 (564 amino acids)
Cellular component (GO): nucleus
Molecular function (GO): DNA binding
Source: RefSeq, a predicted model, not a curated record